GAACAUAAAGUUUUGCAAUCAUCACAAACACAACGAAAAAAGAGAGCUAAACUAAAAUGGCAGAAACUGCACCGUCCUUGGCCGGUCAGUAUUUGCUUCCUAAGAUUUUGGAAGCUUUGAAAAUGCUUAGAGAUCUCCCAAAAGAAGUUGCAAACAUUACAGAAGAACUUGAGAGCUUUCAAGAUUUCAUAAAUGAUGCAGAUCAAGUGGCUGAAGCUGAAGAAGAUGAUGGUAGGCGUGAUAGAAUCAAAAAAAGGGUGAUGCGGUUGAGAGAAGCAGCUUUCCGCAUGGAAGAUAUCAUCGACGAAUUCUCGAUUCAUGAGGAAAACAAUCCUCACGAUCCUCGAUGUGAAGCUUUACUCUGUGAGGCUGUUGAGUUCAUCAAAACUCGGAUCCUUCAACUUCAAAUAGCAUAUAAGAUUCAGGAUGUGAAAUCACUUGUUUGUGCUGAAAGAGAUGGCUUCCAAAAGCAAUUUCCUUUACCAACAAAACCGAGUGGUUCUAGAGGAAAUCAGAAUGUCACAUGGCACAAGCUUCGAAUGGAUCCUCUCUUUAUUGAGCAAGAUGAGGUUGUGGGCUUUGAGAGUCCAAGACGUACAUUGAAGAAUUGGUUGAUAGAGGGACGAGAAGAGCGCACUGUCAUCUCUGUUGUUGGUUUGGCAGGAGUUGGAAAAACCACUCUUGCUAAGCAAGUUUUUGACAAUGUCCAUAACAACUUCGAGUGCCAUGCAUUGAUCACAGUGUCUCAAUCCUACACUGUAGAAGGACUGCUGAGGGAUAUGUUGCACCAGCUUUGUAAAGAAAACAUGGAGAAUCUUCCUGCAGAUGUUUCUACCAUGGAUCGACGAUCGUUGCUUGAAGAAGUCAGAAAGCAGUUGCACAACAAGAGGUAUGUUGUCAUGUUUGAUGACGUGUGGAAUGAAAAAUUUUGGGAUGAUGUUGAAUAUGCUGUAAUUGAUGAUAAAAAUAAAAGUAGAAUAUUAAUAACAUCCAGAGAUGAGAAGGUUGCAGACUUCUGUAAGAGAUCUUCUUUUACUGAAGUGCAUAAGCUAGAAGAACCUUUAAGUGAAGAAGAAUGUUUUAGAUUGUUCUGUAACAAGGCAUUUAAGUAUGGUUCUGAUGGACGUUGUCCAGAAGAACUUAAAGAUAUAUCUCUUGAAAUUGUUAGGAAGUGUAAAGGUUUACCUCUAGCAAUCGUGGCCAUCGGUGGUCUUUUAUCUCAGAAAGAUUUUUGUGCAGAUGAAUGGGUACUGUUUAGUCAAAAUCUAAGUUUAGAGUUGAAGAGGAAUUCUGCGUUAAAUAGUGUAGCAAGAAUUUUAAGUUUAAGUUAUUAUGAUUUGCCGUACAAUCUCAGAUCAUGUUUAUUGUAUUUUGGAAUGUAUCCUAAGGGCUAUGAAGUUAAAUCUGAUAGAUUAAUUAGGCAAUGGAUAGCUGAAGGGUUUGUCAAAUAUGAAGGGGGAAAAACUUUGGAAGAAGUUGCACAACAAUAUUUAUCAGAGUUGAUCCAUAGAAACUUGGUGCAAGUAUCUUUAUUUACCAUUGAUGGAAAAGUUAAAAGAUGUCGUGUUCAUUUCUCAUUACGUGACAUGAUCCUUGGAAAAAUCAAGGACAGAUGGUUUUGUCGGUACAUUGAUGAGCAUGAUCAAUCAAUGUUGAAUGGGAGCAUUCGACGCCUAACAAUAAAAACAGGUUUCAAUAAUUUAAUUGGAAGAAGCAUAGAAAGAUCACACAUUCGGUCAAUUCUAAUUGUCACAGAAAAAGGAUUAUCUGAACAUUUCAUCAAUAGUAUCCCUGAAAAAUACAUGCUACUAAAGGUACUUGAUUUUGAAGAUGCUCGAUUAUACCAUGUUCCAGAAAACUUGGGAAAUUUAAUCCACUUGAAGUAUUUAAGCUUCAAAAACACACGAGUACAAAGUGUUCCAAAAUCCAUUGGUGAGCUCCAGAACUUGGAGACCUUGGAUGUACGACAAACACGUGUCUUUGAGAUGCCAAAGGAGAUCAACAAGCUUAGAAAGCUGCAUCAUCUUCUAGCUAACUAUAUAUCUUCAAUUCAAUUGAAGGAUAGUCUUGGAGGCAUGACAUCACUAAAAAAGAUACCUUCACUGAUAAUGGAUGAUGAUGGAGGGGUGAUUAGAGAGCUAGGAAAGCUGAAGCAGCUGAGGGGUCUAAGCAUCACUCAUGUAAAGGGAGAACAUGGAAAUGCUCUAUGUUCAUCAAUAAAUGAGAUGCGUCUCUUAGAGAAACUACAUGUUGAUACAAUAGAUAAGAAAGAAGUAAUUGAUCUUCACUUUAUGUCACCCUCAUCAGCACUUAGGAAGCUUUGCCUGAAUGGGAAGUUAACAAAGUUGCCAAAUUGGAUUCCACAGCUCCAAAAUCUUGUGAAGUUGUCCUUGAUGUGUUCCAACUUAACUUAUGAUCCAUUGGAAUCACUAAAAGAUUUGCAAAGUUUGUUGUUCCUCUCUAUCAGCCACCGCGCUUUUGAAGGUGAAACUUUGCAUUUUCAAGAGGGGUGGUUUCUAAGACUUAAGAUACUAGAGCUCAAAUAUUUGUAUAACUUGAAUUCCAUCAUUAUUGAUAGAGGAUCACUGUUUUCCUUGAAAAACCUCCAGUUAUCAGAAAUACCCCAACUCAAGGCAGUACCAUAUGGCAUUCUACAUUUGCAUCGACUUGAGGUUCUGGAUAUUUGGCUUAUGCCAACUGAAUUUGAGCAUAGCAUUGCUCGCAAUGGAGGAAAAGAGCAUUGGAUCAUCCAACAUGUGCCCCGUGUACGUAUUAUUAGCCGAGUUGGUGCAGAAAUUUUGGAAGAACUCUACAAAACAGCAUUUGAAACCAUGAAGCGUCCAACUUUCGAAAUAAAAGAAAUUUCUAAAUUUUUCACCCAGCGCUUGGACCCAGAGCUAAGCGCCAAGAUGAAUUCCUAAGUUCCAGGACCCAGCGCCAGUGAGACACUAUUUUGGAGUGGCAAGUGCCACCAAGUCAAAGUGAUCAACUCAUUUUGCAAUUAAGGGUUUAUUUUGAAUCUUUUGAUCAAAAGAAAUGGCCUUGUGGAAGCCUAGCAAUGGACACAGAAUGAACUGAAGUUUAGAGAGCUGUGAAGCAUUCUUGGAACUUCCAAGUCCUUAGGAUAUGAUUUAUAGCAGCUAUGCAUUUUAUCCAUUCUAUAUUUUCUUGUUUUGUAUUCCUUUUACCAUGUAUAUCUAAGCCCUAGGGUGGAUAAACCUGAAUUGUGUACUAGUGUAAUAUAAAGUCAUUUUUUUAAUGAGUUAA
Cajanus cajan (pigeon pea) is the source of this 3267-nucleotide messenger RNA. RefSeq names its product disease resistance protein RPM1-like. Gene Ontology annotation, biological process: defense response to other organism. Gene Ontology annotation, molecular function: ADP binding. The record is from RefSeq and is a predicted model, not a curated record. NCBI's taxonomy places the organism in Eukaryota, Viridiplantae, Streptophyta, Magnoliopsida, Fabales, Fabaceae.